CUUUUCUUUCUUGAACAAUACGUUAGCCGAGUGUGGAGUGUGUGAGUGUGUGCAUAUUAUACAACAGCCUUUGUAUACUUCACAUCCACUUCUCUUUCGACAACCCCUUUUCCGCUCGUUUCAUGUCAUCAUUAUAACUGCUUAUAUGCUACUCGGCUCUUUUGCGACGGCGCUGAUUCUAUCUGCAUCAUGUGCAGCGGCAGAGCGGUUGCUGCACGCUGCAGUCCUUGCACCCAACGGCACUAUUUAUAUUAUCGGCGGCACGCCUGUUACCAACACAACGAGCCUUACGGUAACGACCCUGCAGAUCGAUGCGCAUCAUGAAAUGAUCCAGUCACCGUUACCUCAGUCUCAACAACAACAACAACAGCAGCAGCAGCAGCAGCAUCUACUUCAGGGACAUACGGCGCAUUGGCAUCCUCUCAAAAACGAACCCAUGACGCUGUUUGGUAUGACUCAACAACACAAAGAAAACCAAGAAAGAAUAGCAACAACGAUUACGACAGCGCCGAUACCUGUGCCACGCUAUCAUCAUGCAUCCAGUCUAAAUGUCGAAAACAAUGAAAUCUAUGUUGUGGGUGGUCGAGAUUUUCAUGGGCAGGUGCUAAAAGAUAUUUGGAAGCUCUCGUUACGAUCAAUGAAGUGGCACCGACUAUACCAACUCGAGCAUCAUCGGGGUUUCGCAGGUCAUGGCAUGGUCUUAUAUCGGCGUUGGCUGAUUUCUUGUUUUGGAGACGAAGGCGACGGCGCCACCACAAUUACAGGGUGCACGCUAUGCUUUGAUACCCACUCUCUGGUUGCACAAGCAUGCAGCAAUCAUGGUGAUAGUUUACCACUUGCUCGUACUGAUACUGGUUUGAGUCAGGUACAAGACAACGUUGUCAUUGUGCACGGCGGCCGCCAGCAGCAGCAACAAGGCUUUCUUGGCGACAUUUGGCACCUGGAUCUGGCUCAGACGCCCAACUUGGUUUGGACCCAAAUUGAAUCCAACUUGCCACCACGUGCUGGGCAUAGUCUUAUAUCGUUAAACGACUCUACACUGCUGCUCUACGGUGGUCAGUAUGACGACAAUCAACCUGCUCCUAUCGAGUAUAUCCAUCUUACAGGAUCGACAAAAUUAGCAACAACAACAAACAAUUUAUUGAGUAAACGAGCUGUGGCGGAUGGUGAACAACAAAAAGGAAAUCAGACAGCGACAAAUAAACAGCAAGGCCAGGAAUCUCAAGAAGGGCUAAACGGCGGUUCAGUUGCGGGAAUUGUUAUAGGUGUUUGUGCGUUUCUUGCCAUUGCCAUCGGUGUACUUGUUUGGACACGCAAACAGCAACGUCGUCGAUUGCGGUACUUCCACAACCGUGCCUCCCGAUUCAGCUUAUCCACCCCACCGCCUUCGCGUCCAACGAGCACCCGCAUGGUCAAAACAGCCAGCUUACCUGAAAUGAGCCAUAUCCAGCCUGCUGCUAGCCGACUCAGCACGCUCUCCUUUGGAUCUGAUUUCCGGAUGCCUGUGCAACAAGACCCACAGCGCGCAUCGAUUUCAUCUAUUGCUAUGCCCCAGUCCCGUUUUGAUACCCGCACAGACUCAUUCAUGGCUGGCGAAGGCGACAUUCAGAUCCCAGAACCCGUUGCCAUGACAACAACUGCACAGCAACGACGGCGCGAGAGCUCGACAAGCUUCAAACGGCUGACGCUCAACAUCCCAUCUGCGCUUCGCUCAGCAGCAGCAACUCCAAACAGAGAUGAAACCGCACCUUCACCGUCGAUCCUGAAGCGUUACACAGUUUCUGGCCUCGCCGAGCGACGGCGAUCCAGCAUGUUCGGCCUCCGUGCGUCCCGGUUCCUUCAUAUCCCUGGCAACAGCACAAAUGAUGCCUCCACAGCAGCUUCUUCAAUCAGCAAUGAGCCCAUCUCUCGUAUGUCUAUGGAUGCUCGGUCGGUGUCGUCUAUCCAGUGGGUAGGAUUCAACGAUUCAAUGGACUAUCGAGAACAGCAAUGGAACCCAACUGUGCAACUCGCCGUGACAAACCAGCAGCGACGAUCAGUUAGCAGUAGUCGACCCACGAGCUUUGCGGCCGAAAGCAUUGGGUCAUCCUCGUCACCCCGCAGUGCGGUAUUCCGCCUCAGUAACAGCACACAGCCCUACCGACUUAGCACACAAGAGAUUCAUUCCUGGGAUGAUCAAAUUAACCAGCGGGUUUUGCGCACGCGUGUGCAGCAAUCCUCGUCUUCUUCACUCCCCUCACGAGCCAUCGAGCGAUUCAAUAACUACCGUAUUAGCACCAGUAGCGAUGAAAGCAGCAUUGUUGUAGCAUCAGGGACUGCAGCAGCCCGUCAGCAGUAGAUCAUAAAGCAUAUAUAAUCACAACAACAUAUACACACCCAUAUUUUACAUAUACACAACAUAUACACAUACUACUUUUUUCUUGUCCACCUUCUGUCUGUAUACUCAUGUAUUCCCGCUUUUCUCUUUUCGCCAAUUCAUGCUCCUUCACCUGCCUUCGCAACUUUAACACUCAUAUAUACUUCUACCUGCUGUUGUAUCUAAUUGCAUUGAUAAAAAAAGACAUUGUACAGCCUUAUAUGAUUUCUUUUCCCGCCAAGCAAGCUGACGUGUGCGCAUAUCCGCAUUGGC
Molecule: messenger RNA, 2629 nt
Organism: Zychaea mexicana
Lineage: Eukaryota; Fungi; Mucoromycota; Mucoromycetes; Mucorales; Lichtheimiaceae
Exons: 1
Coding region: 146-2338 (730 amino acids)
Molecular function (GO): protein binding
Source: RefSeq, a predicted model, not a curated record